This is a messenger RNA of Mytilus californianus (California mussel), 831 nucleotides long. RefSeq lists its product as uncharacterized. The record is from RefSeq and is a predicted model, not a curated record. NCBI's taxonomy places the organism in Eukaryota, Metazoa, Mollusca, Bivalvia, Mytilida, Mytilidae. The coding region runs from base 1 to 831 and encodes 276 amino acids. The transcript is spliced from 4 exons.
AUGAGAGAAUAUGAACUUAAAUGUUCAUGGUACAACUUAAAUGAGCAAUCGACUGUCAAACUAACAGUAGAGGACAAGAAUGUUGAAGUAACCUGGUCUCAAUGGCAAACUAAAAAGAUCAAAAAGACCUUCAAAGGUGGGGACGAAAAAGAAUUGAGCGUCACGGUGAAGGAAAAAGAAAGUGCUUCUAUCGAAAAGGCAACAGAAAAACUUCAUGAGUUAUUAAGACCCUCGUACAGUCGCCAUCUGUUCAAUAUCAAAAAUCAGUAUAAACAUUACAAAACUCUCAAAGAAACUUUAAGUCAAACUGAAUGUCUGAUUCAUGUAGACUUCUCAGAAAACUACUCUUGCAAGAUGUCAAAGGAAAUUCAGUCGAUGCAUUUUGGAGCAUCAUUACCACAAAUUUCCCUUCAUACUGAGUACUUGCAUUUUUACAGCGAUGGACCUACAAGUCAGUACAGACAGAAAAUUAAUCUCUAUCUUCUUUCAACCAUGCCAUUUGAGCUUGGGUUCACUGGUGCUUGCUGGAAAUUCCAAGAAGCAGGACAUGGGAAGGGAAUACCAGAUGGCAUAGGGGAGACUAUUAAACGAUCAGCAGAUAGACAAGUUAGCUUUGGAGCAGAUAUAUUGACAGCAGAUGCAUUUAUCAAGACGAUUGAGACUGGUACUAAAAUCAAGCUUUACGAAGUUAAGGAGCCUGACGUUUUAGAAGUAGACAAAAGAAAUCCUAUACCAUUGAAAACUAUUCCAGAGAAAAAUGGAAGAGGACAAAACCUGUCAAAACAAGAAUUCAAGUCUUUUGCAAACAUUGCAACAAUGUGGAUCUUUUAA